GCAGUGCGCAUCCACGAUCUCGUCCUGCGAGACUCGAACCUAGGACAUAUCGGUUUCGCGCGCGAGCGCUUACCUUCUAGACCACUGAGCCGGCAUGCAACGGUGUAUUUAGUAGAAGUAACUAUCACAAUAAAUCCAUGUAAAGAGUAUAGCAAAUUAAUUUUCUUCACAGACCGUAACACAAUAAUACGUUGUUAGGUAUUCGAAUAACCAUUUAUUUGUGAUAUGGCUUAUGUUGGCCACAUUAUAUCUAUGAAUAAGCUACCUUACACUAAGUAUAGUUAAAAUUGACCAGUUAUUAUUUCUAAUUAUAACUCACUAGUCUAAGGACAUUAUGCUGAUCAUGUGAUAUGAGUUUCAAGUUUGAUGCAGAGUAAAGUCGUUACAAAACUAACACAAAAUGUUAAUUUAACAUUUCCCAUUUUUCAACGGUUCUUCAGUUGAUAAUAAUCCAUGCUAAGCUGUUACCUAAAUUAAUAGUAUCCUUAAGAAGUUUUGAAUUGAAACACUAAUAUUUUGUACACGAAGCAGUUAAGUCUACUAUUUUGAAAACUUAAUACAUCUUCACUAUUUCUGAGGCACUAACUUCGCUGAUAUUUCUGGAAAAACCUAUUAAUGAACCAAAAUGAAUAAGAAACUGUGGCUAAAAUAUGGUAAUGAACUACUUUGAAAGAUCUGAUAACAAAAUUUGUUUAAUAACAUUCUAUUUUUUACUUUGUACGACGGGAUACGAUUGAAACAACCGGAAAAUGCAACUUUAUAUAUCUAUCAAAUAAUUAUAUCUUUCAAUUUAUAUGUUCUUAUUAUAAUAAGACAAAUACGAAGGACCGAUUAGUAUUUCAAAUAGUUGGAUGAGUGAAAUAUUUUUGUUCCUCUAAACAAACAUUAUUCCCUAUUAAUUUUUACUUGUAAAACUACAAAUGCGUACAAAUAUAAGUGAGGUACUCGGUCACGUGGCAAUGAUUAUUAUUAUUAUGUAAUGUUAUUAUUCAUUACGUUGUAAACAAACAAGUUCUAAUUCCUUCCAAUUCAGAUCACCCUCUUUUAUCCUGUUAGUUACUCUCUUGGUGCUAUUAGAAUAAACAAUACAAUUAUGUUCAUUGUUUUUUUAGGCAUAUAUUUACUUUUACGGUAUGUAUAUGUAUGUGAAAUUUAAAUAGAUUCAUCAUGAGGACAAUGAAUUCAUUAUUGUCUUUUGUAAUAUGUAAAACAAGUUCAUAAUAUAUAACAACUGUUAACUAAAUUACCGAAAACCGUUUGGCACAUGGUAUUUUUUGUACAAGACUGUGUAUGUAAUAACACAGUGACUUUAAAUAUCAGUUAAUUUUACCUAUAAUUUACAUCGUUUCAGCUUUAAAUCAAUCACUUUUACUAAUCCCAUGAUAUUCAGAUGAUGUACACUGAUAGAACAUGAAAUGCUAACUGUUAAAUUAAUAAAGUGAUCAGGGUUGAUCUAAGCUUGUUAAUCAAAUUUGGGAUGAACAUAUUCGAUUAUGAUAACUAGUAAAACUAAUGUACAGUAAUAACAUUAUAUGUAGUUAUUUCCACAGAUUUAAAGAAUAUGAAACACGAUGAAGUAUGAGUUCGAAAUUACGUUAACUUCAGUAAAAAUUUGCACUUAGAUGGUAAUAUCAGUGCCAUUCUCUCAGGAAUUAUCGAGUACAAUGAAUACCAUGAAAAACGAGAAUAUACAAACCCUUGUAAAUAAAAUUCAUACCUAUUGAAUAAGCUUGCAGAUGUCUGGAAUCAGUGGCUCAGUGGAUAACGCGUUAGCAUUUGAAGUAAAACUAGUGUGAACAUCAACAGUGAAGUGUAUGUGAGUCCAGUGAACGAAUCUUAAAAAGAACAUCCUAAAGAGAAUGAAACCCGUGUUCUGGAUUCCAUUUCUAGUCAUUAUCAAACUUCAAUAACAAAUAAAUGCAAUUAUUUCAUGUCGUAAAACAGUAUAUCUUAGCAGGUAUAUCCUUGGUCUCCAGCUUUUGGUUGGCUUGACAUUGGAGACGAAGUUCUAGAAAUUGAAGGUCAUUUAGGUACUGAAUUAACAGAAGAAGAAUCUCAUUCACUUGCUGAAUUGAAAAGUAAUUAUCUACGACUUGGAAUUCGACGCUUACCAAUGUUUAGUAAUCAGUAUAUGGGAACAAGGCCAGCUUCUAGAAAUCUUUCAAGAGCUGCCAGUACAACAGUUUAUGGUCAAUCUGGACCGUAUUCUAGACUAUAUGCACAGCAACCUCAACAGAAACCAGUCAAUGCCAAGGAUAAUAAUGAUGCUGAACCAGAAGAAGUUGAUUACAGUUUUAUGAAUUUACCAGUUCGUGAAAGACGAAAACUUUUUCUUGGUGGAGGUCAACCACCCAGUAUUCAAAGAGGUUAUCUACAUUCAUUAACAAUGCCAAGAAAAAGAAACGAUGUAAAUAAUUUUCAUAAUCGAUAUGAAACUCAAUCGGAAUAUGGUGGAACAGAUAAUAACUUUGGAUGGGAUGCUCCAAUAACCCCAACAUGGGCUAGAGAAAAUCGUUCAACUAAUACUAGUGAACCAGUAAAAUCAAGAACAACUAAAACAUUCAGUUUGUCUACUGGACCAUCAGAAAAAUCAUUUCAACAACAAUUCACUCAAUACGUUGCUGGACCACCUUCACCUUGUUACAAUCAGAAUCCACCUGCUGCUUCAAACUAUUUCAAUAAUGUGCAACCGAAAUCUAAUUAUAGACAAAACUAUCCUCAAUACUCUGCUACCAUACAUGUUCAAGAAUCACAUCCAACUGGGAACAUAACAUCUGGAAGAGUAUACAAUGGAAACUCAACACGUAUCUACCCAGUUAAACAAUAUAACUCAAGUUCAUCACCUGUUAGACCGAUUACACCUUCAUCAGUCUACCCAUCAUAUAAUUCGUACAAUUCAAUAUCACGUGGUUCAGGUAGAGUUGUACAACCUCUACGUGUAAAUGUAUACAACAGCGAUAAUGCAUCUACGGUAUUCAGUCCACAUAAGAAAGUAGAAAGCUCUCCCAACUGGAAUCCUAGUUCACCUAUUUAUCCAGCAUAUCCAGCUUAUAUGGAUAAAUCAAAUCAUGUUGAUAUUCAGCCUUUACGUUAUAGACGAGAGCAAUCUGUUCGACCAGUAACAAUUUAUUCAACAAAUAAUCCAACAACUAAUACAACAAUUGAAACGAAACAAAUAUGGAAAGCUAUACCAGCUCAAAAUUGGUCAGAUACACAAAGAACAGUACGUAGUGGUACAUUUAUAACUACAACGAAGAAACUUCCUAAUGGACGUCGUCCAGAUGUUAACAAUGAAUCAUCAGGCGUGUCAGAGUUUUAAACAUCAAUAUCUGUUUGGAUUUAACAACGGUAGCGCUUCACAACUACUUAUAUAUUGUCAUAUAUGAAAUAAAAAGCAUUUAAUCAUUUUUAGUAGUACAUAUUACAUCAGAAAAUAAUAUAGAACCAAAUAGGUUCAGCCGAACAAGAAUUGCUCUUCAAUAUAGUAAUUUAUUUCCCAAGAUUAAACCUAGUCAUUUGUUUUACCCUCAUUUUAGUUCUAUUUAAAUCGUUAACUAAGGUGACAUAUUUGUUUGUUUGUUUUUGUUUUGAUUUUUUUUCGUUAUGGUUUUCGUCUACAAACACUAAUGAGAUAAAAAGAAAAGCUAAUUAUUAAUUUAUAUAUGAUUAUGUUUUUCGUCUUGUCGAAAAUCGAUUCUCAUUACCUUCUUCUUUCUCCUCUUAAAUGUUAUUUCGUGGGAUUACAUUUUUCAUUUAAGUUGAAGAUUUUGACUCUUAAAUUUAUUUUAUUGUAAUUCAUUUAUGUUGAACAUAUUUAUCCUUGAAUUGCAUGAGUUUAUUGUGUCAGUUAUUCUUUUAAAACCAUUUUUAUUGUCUCAACUGACAAUCAUAGCUAUUAAAGUUAUUAUUGAUUUCUGUUAUUUCCUACAUCUCCUUGAUUUUAUCUUUUCAGAAUCUAAUCAAGUUACUUUAUAAUACUUUUUAACUUAAUGGCAUGAUACGCUUUAACUUAACAUGUACUUGUUUUCUAACCAAAAUCUUCUAUUUAAUUGAUUAAAUAAUACAAUGAAACAAAAAUACCAGCAGAAAUACAAACAUACUAAGCAUUACUUUAAAUGAAUUUUUGAAAGAUAUUGUGAUUAAAAUUCCCUUAUGAUUUGAUUAAACAAAUAAACUAUCUUCCUUUAUUGAUUUAAAGUGGGUUGUUUUUAAGAAAAAAAGUCUUUUAAGACUACUAUGAAUGGUUAAAUUAGUAGAAAUAUUUUUUUCGAAAAAAAAAUACAAUCAAAUCAUUUCAUAGUCAUUAUCUAAGUUUAUUGGAAUAAUCAUACAGAUUAUUGAAGUUGUGGUAUCGGUUGUUAUGUUAGGCUCAUAUACUUUAUUCUAACUUCUGGACAAGUCAAUCCACCUAUCCAUCAUGAGUCAUGUUUUCACCUUGUUAGUUAUUCACUUAUUAAUCCUGACCAUUUUUUAUAUGAGCGUAGAUGUGUGUACACUUGUUAUCCUAUUUAUCACAUGUCUGUCAUUUUUUUUCUUCUCUGACUAUAAAUAUUGAUUAACGCUUGAUUAAUAUGAGUUAACUUACCCGCCACCUCCGAUGCGCGCGUCAUUUUUGCUUCUCUGUCAUCUAUUCACUUUAUCACUCUGAUUCCCUAGUCAGAUCAAUGAGUGUGGAAAAUAUAUGUAUUCUAAAUCCAUUCUCGUAUUUGAUGUAUUUAACUCCGUUGUUCACCGACGUGGAUUGUCAUUUAUUACAUACGAGGAUAGACAGUACGUAUCUUUUGACAACAAACAAUCAUUCAUACGAUCGAAAAGGAAUAAGAUUUAGGCUACUACACAGAUUUGGCGAUCCCGACUUACGAACGCGAAGCGAAAUUGGUGCGAUCACGCAACAGAGUUGGCUUAUCAGCCAUCUACAAUGCGUGUCAUUUUCACUUCGCUCGCUGACAUUUACUCAUGUGCUUAUAACUUUCUGGUCUGCGUCAUUUAUCAAUAAAACUGUAGUUGCCGCUUC
This is a messenger RNA of Schistosoma rodhaini, 5014 nucleotides long. NCBI's taxonomy places the organism in Eukaryota, Metazoa, Platyhelminthes, Trematoda, Strigeidida, Schistosomatidae. The record is from the annotation of a GenBank genome assembly.